Molecule: messenger RNA, 961 nt
Organism: Anastrepha obliqua
Lineage: Eukaryota; Metazoa; Arthropoda; Insecta; Diptera; Tephritidae
Gene: RpS3A
Product: 40S ribosomal protein S3a
Exons: 2
Coding region: 48-854 (268 amino acids)
Biological process (GO): translation
Cellular component (GO): ribosome; cytosol
Molecular function (GO): structural constituent of ribosome
Source: RefSeq, a predicted model, not a curated record
UUACGACGUCAACGUGAUUCGAUCUUUUUCCGCUUUGAGCACUGAAGAUGGCGGUCGGUAAAAAUAAGGGUCUCUCUAAAGGAGGUAAAAAAGGUGGUAAAAAGAAGGUAGUAGAUCCCUUCUCCCGCAAAGAUUGGUACGAUGUGAAAGCUCCAAACAUGUUUGUAACACGCCAGAUUGGUAAAACUUUAGUGAACCGCACCCAAGGUCAGAGAAUCGCUUCUGACUACUUGAAGGGCCGUGUGUUCGAAGUGUCGCUGGCCGAUUUGCAGAACGACAAUGACUCUGAUCGUUCAUUCCGCAAAUUCCGUUUGAUUGCUGAAGAUGUUCAGGACCGCAACGUGCUCUGCAAUUUCCACGGCAUGGAUUUGACCACAGAUAAGUACAGGUCAAUGGUAAAGAAAUGGCAAACGCUCAUCGAAGCCAUUGUCGAGGCUAAGACCACUGACGGCUACAUGUUGCGUGUUUUCUGCAUUGGUUUCACCGCCAAGGAUCAACAAUCUCAGCGUAAAACUUGCUACGCUCAACAGUCUCAAGUGCGUAACAUUCGCUCAAAAAUGACUGAUAUCAUCACCAACGAUGUGACCAGUUCUGAUUUGAAGCAAUUGGUAAACAAGCUCGCACUUGAUUCCAUUGCCAAGGACAUCGAAAAGAAAUGUCAACGCAUCUACCCAUUGCAUGAUGUUUACAUUCGUAAAGUUAAGGUGUUGAAGAAGCCACGUUUUGAUCUGUCCAAAUUGUUAGAAUUGCACGGUGAUGGUGGUGGCAAAGGCACUGAUGCUGUUGUUUCGGCAGAAGGUGCUGUUGUCGAAAGACCCGAAGGUUACGAACCACCCGUUCAGGAAUCAGUUUAAACAAAGAAUUGAAUUACAAAACAUUCAUUUUAUAAUGUAGAAGAUAUAAAGAAAAGAAAACCACCAAAGCUCUCAUAUAUGGGAGUUUUGUAGAAAAAUUUAAAUAA